Maylandia zebra (zebra mbuna) is the source of this 7354-nucleotide messenger RNA. It is a transcript of the gene plcg1, whose product is annotated as phospholipase C, gamma 1. The record is from RefSeq and is a predicted model, not a curated record. Gene Ontology annotation, biological process: phospholipid catabolic process; positive regulation of epithelial cell migration; phosphatidylinositol metabolic process. Lineage: Eukaryota; Metazoa; Chordata; Actinopteri; Cichliformes; Cichlidae. Gene Ontology annotation, molecular function: protein binding; phosphatidylinositol-4,5-bisphosphate phospholipase C activity. Gene Ontology annotation, cellular component: ruffle membrane.
CUGCGCUGGCUUGAUCCGAGAGCAGACAAACUUGCGUAGUCUUACCACGGGCUUCGGUGUCUGUCUGCCUCUCUCUCUCUAUGGACGGCCAGAGGCGAGAAGAGGAAACGGGAAUUGUUGUUGUCCGGACCGCAGCGCCUUAUGAGAGCCCGGCGAUGAUUUAAUCACGGAAAACCUGAGUGUGGGUGGGAAAAAAAAGAAGGAGAAAAGACGCGAGGAGAGAGGAGCAGCCAGCCGUUGGAGAUGUGCGGUCGGGCCGAGAUUGCGGCGGUAUCCCUGUCUAAGCCUGUACUGAGCAGAUUGUUCUGAGAGGAAACGGAUAACAAACAGGGGAAGUGAACAUGGCUGGGACCUCUGGCUUCUUUUCCAAUGGACCUGUGCCGUGGAUGGACAACGCCACAGAGAUGAACAACCUGUACCGAGACCUGGAGCUGGGGACAGUACUGACACUAUUUUAUUCUAAGAAGUCCCAGCGGCCAGAGAGAAGGACAUUUCAAGUAAAGCUGGAGACCAGGACUAUUAUCUGGACUCGGGGCACGGAUAAAAUAGAGGGCGAGAUUGAUAUUCGAGAAAUCAAGGAGAUCCGUUCUGGACAGAAAUCUCGGGACUUUGAUCGCUAUGUGGAGGACUCUGCAGCACGGCUCGAUCAGGCCCACUGCUUUGUUAUUCUGUACGGCACAGAGUUUCGCCUUAAAUCACUCAGCCUGGCAGCAACAUCUGAUGAAGAGAUGACCAUGUGGGUGCAAGGGUUAACCUCGCUUGUGACUGACACAUUGAAGUCUCCAACACCUCUUCAGAUCGAGCGGUGGUUACGUAAGCAGUUCUACGCAGUCGAUCGCAACAGAGAAGACAGGAUAUCCUGUAAGGAUCUGAAGAGCAUGCUGAGCCAGGUCAACUACAGGGUGCCCAACAUGAGGUUCCUCCGAGAGAAACUUCCGGACUCGGAGAUGAGGAAUGGAGACGUGUCCUUCAGCCAGUUUGCGCAGCUUUAUCGUAGUCUCAUGUUUGAUGCCCAGAAAAACAUGGAAAUCCCAUUUCUUCAAAGGUUCAUUGAUAGACCAGAACAGAGGAUUUCCCUGGAGGACUUCAAGAGCUUCCUCUUGGAGUCUCAAAAGGAGAUGUGGGCCACAGAUAACAACAAAGUGCAAGAGUUUAUGUUCGGCUACCUGAAAGACCCCCUGAGGGAAGUGGAGCAGCCUUAUUUCCAGCAAGACGAGUUCCUCACAUACCUGUUCUCCAAAGAGAACACCAUCUGGGAUUCCUCCCUGGACCAAGUGUGUCCUGAGAAUAUGAACAACCCCCUGUCUCACUACUGGAUCUCCUCUUCGCACAACACCUACCUGACAGGAGACCAGUUUUCCAGUGAAUCGUCCUUGGAGGCAUACGCACGCUGUCUGAGGAUGGGCUGUCGCUGUAUUGAAUUGGACUGCUGGGAUGGCCCUGAGGGAAUGCCAGUCAUCUACCAUGGGCACACCCUUACAACCAAAAUCAAGUUUUCUGAUGUCUUGACCACCAUCAAAGAGCACGCCUUUGUCACAUCUGAAUAUCCCAUCAUCCUGUCCAUAGAGGACCACUGUAGUAUUGUGCAGCAGAGGAAUAUGGCCACUCACUUUAAGAAGGUGUUUGGAGACAUGCUUCUAACCAAGGCAGUGGAUAUCGCAGCAGAUGGGCUGCCCUCACCCAAUCAGCUCAAGAGGAAGAUCCUCAUCAAGCAUAAGAAGCUCGCAGAAGGCAGUGCCUAUGAGGAGGUGUCCACCACCACUCCCUACUCAGAGAAUGAUAUCAGCAACUCCAUUAAAAAUGGCAUCCUGUACCUGGAAGAUCCCAUUAACCAUGAGUGGUACCCUCAUUUUUUUGUUCUGACCAGCAGUAAGAUCUACUACUCAGAAGAGACCUCCAGUAACCCGGGAAACGAUGAUGAGGAGGAGCACAGAGAGGUGUCCUAUGGUAUGGAUCAACAUGUGACAGAGAAAUGGUUUCAUGGAAAGCUUGGUGCUGGGCGGGAUGGACGGCAGAUAGCCGAGAGGCUGCUGUCUGAGUACUGCCUGGAGACUGGAGCUCCUGAUGGCUCCUUCCUAGUUCGGGAGAGCGAGACUUUUGUCGGAGACUACACCUUGUCUUUCUGGCGCUCGGGGCGGGUGCAGCACUGUCGCAUCCACUCUCGUCAGGAGGCAGGCAGCCCAAAGUUCUACCUGACUGACAACCUGGUAUUUGACACGCUCUUUGCUCUGAUUACCCACUACCAGCAGGUGGCGCUGCGCUGUAACGAAUUUGAGAUGAAGCUGACUGAGCCGGUACCUCAGACCAAUGCUCACGAGAGCAAAGAGUGGUACCACGCCAACCUCUCCAGGAGCCAUGCAGAGAACAUGUUGAUGAGGGUUCCUCGCGAUGGGGCUUUUCUAGUCAGGAAAAGGGCAGAGCCCAACUCCUUUGCCAUUUCAUUCAGAGCCGAGGGUAAAAUAAAGCACUGUCGUGUGCAGCAGGAGGGUCAGACCGUGGUGCUGGGCACCUCAGAGUUUGACAGCCUUGUAGAUCUUAUUAGCUACUAUGAGAAGCACCCUUUGUACCGUAAAAUGAAACUACGCUAUCCCAUCAACGAGGACACACUGGAGAAGAUAGGCACUGCUGAGCCAGACUACGGGUCACUGUAUGAGGGAAGGAAUCCAGGCUUUUAUGUGGAGGCUAAUCAAAUGCCAACAUUUAAGUGCACGGUGCGAGCCAUGUAUGAGUAUAAAGCCCAGAGAGACGAUGAGCUUUCCUUCACUAAGAAUGCUAUCAUCUCUAAUGUGGAAAAACAGGAAGGGGGAUGGUGGAAGGGUGACUGUGGAGGAAAGAAGCAGAUGUGGUUUCCGGCAAACUACGUGGAGGAGAUCAGUCCGUCAGCAGCCGAGCCUGAUAGAACUGAGAUGACAGAAAACAGUCCUCUUGGAGAUAUGCUGAGAGGAAGUCUUGAUGUGUCUGCCUGUCAGAUUAAUGUUCGUACCGAAGGGAAAGGCAGCAGGCCUUAUGUUUUCACCCUGACACAGAAUACCCCUGUGCGGAUAGGCAUACCGCUCGACAUCGCUGCAAACACGCAAGAAGAGCUCAAGGAAUGGGUGUUCAAGAUCCGUGAGGUCACCUUGACCUCAGAGGCCAAGAUAGAAGAGGGGAAGAUGAUGGAAAGGAGGAAGAAGAUUGCACUGGAAUUAUCUGACCUUGUCAUCUACUGUAGGCCUGUGCCAUUUGAUGAAGAAAAGAUUGGCACAGAGCGAGCCUGUUUCCGGGACAUGUCAUCCUUCCCUGAAACCAAGGCAGAGAAAUACGUCAACAAAAUCAAGGGGAAGAAGUUCCUGCAGUACAAUCGGCUGCAGCUGUCCAGGAUCUACCCCAGAGGCCAGAGAUUGGACUCUUCUAACUAUGACCCGCUCCCCAUGUGGCUCUGCGGAUCUCAGCUGGUAGCACUUAACUUCCAGACAGGAGACAAGCCCAUGCAGAUGAACCAGGCCCUGUUCAUGCUGAACGGAAGAAGUGGCUACGUCCUUCAGCCGCCCAUCAUGAGGGACGACAACUUUGAUCCCUUUGACAGACAAACACUACGGGGUGUGGAGCAAGUCAGUCUAGAGAUUGAGGUCUUGGGCUCCCGGCAUCUGCCCAAGCAUGGACGUGGCAUCGUUUGCCCUCUGAUUGAGAUCGAGGUGUGCGGAGCGGAGUACGACAGCGCCAAGCAAAAAACAGACUCUGAAGCUGAUAAUGGUCUCAAUCCCACUUGGCCGAGAAAGACAUUCCAGUUCACCGUGUGCAACUCUGCUUUUGCCUUUCUGCGUUUUGUGGUGUAUGAGAUCGACAUGUUCAACGACCAAAACUUCCUGGCUCAGGCUACGUUCCCCAUUCAUGGGCUAAAGACAGGUUACCGGUCAGUACCUCUGACGAACAGCUACAACGAGGACCUGGAGUUAGCUUCUCUGUUAGUCCACAUGGACAUAACCAGAGGAAGGGAUGAAAACGGUGAGGUUCUCAGCCCAUUCGCUGCAGUCGGGGCCUCAUCAGUGUCGGCAACAGCUCAGUCAGUGCGGGAGCGUUUUGGGGAGCUGAGCUCAGUCUCCUCAACGUCGUCCAGCAUGUCUCCUUUGCCUCAGUCUCCAGCCCAGGCCAUGGCCUACAGAGGGAGGGAAGGCUCUUUUGAAUCCCGCUACCAGUCCCCCAUAGAUGACUUCAGGGUGUCCCAGGAGACACUGCUGGACAUGGACGCGCAAAACAGAAGGAUCCCGCGGAGGACCAGAGUGGAGAACCGUGUCUAAGUCCAAGCCAAUCAGGACGCAUUUCUGUUGCAACCCCCCCUUCCUCCUCCCCAUCCCCACCACCCAGUCGCCUCUCCCCCGUACCGAUGAUGUCACUGACUGCUGUGAACAGUUUCCAUGGAAACGCCCACCACCGCUUUGGCCUACAUUUCAGGCAGCUCUCUCUCCCUCCAUUCGCCCACCCCCCCCCCCCUCUCUCCCACACUGUCUUUCUGUCUCUGCCCCUCCCUGCCUGCUGCCCAGCCUCUCUUCACCACUUGCCAGACGAGAAGGUGAAGGGAGCAUACUCGGACAUUAGAGGGGCGAGGGGGGGUCACUAAGAGGAAGCUGACCGCUGUGGGCAAGAAGAAGAAACGACAUUCACAGUAGAACAAAAAGCAAGACUGAAAAAGUUCCAGCUCUGGCCUGACUGUUUGUAAUCUCUCGUGUUUUCAGUGUGCACAGCUGCUUAGUUUGAAGGCUAAGAUGAAGAAAGGGGACAGUUAUAGAAGGUAUCAGUUUGAAACUGUUUCCAGUUAAGUUUCUUUGCUCUUCUCUAUUUGGCGAAUAUGAAUAUAUAUAUAUAUGUAUAUGUAUAUAUACACAUAUAUAUUUAUUCCUGCUGUGCUGUUGGCCAGAGAACAGCACCAGCUCACCUGCUCUCAAAGAGCUCCUGUCUCUAUGUUUUUAAUUAUUAUGAUUAUUUAAACCUUUAAACAUUCAUAAUGUGAUUUCUUUUUUUAUGUACAUGUGUAAAACAUGAGGGCUCUCACUGCUUUAAAAAAAAAUUCUCUUCUUUUGUUUUGGGGGGGUUUUUCGGGGUUUUUUUGCAGAGGAAAUGGUGUGCCUCCAGCAUAUCUCCUACCCUAAACUUGGAGUGAUAUUAAAUUUUUAUUUUAUGUUUUUUUUUUUUUUUCCUGUUUGUGUUUGGAGCAGUGAGAGAGCAGAUCAUAUGUUAUGCCUGCACAUAUACACACUUAUUUCUAACCUACAUUCCAGGAAAAACAAAAAGUGCACAUCAUUCCGUGUUUGCUGCGUUUCACACGCAUUUACAAGCCAGUGUGACACAUUGAGACAUGUCCUGGGAAUCCAACACCUCACUGUGUGAUGAAGCAGGACCAGGGAUAAACGUUAAGCCAAAAAAAAAAGGUCUUAUUGUGAGAAAUGUGCUUUUUAUUUUUUUUUUCCUUCCACUUCUUACUUGUACUACCAAUGUGUUACAGGCCAUAUUUACAGAUGUCCUGUCACUCAGAGGGACGAGUCACAGGGCUGUGGGUUACAGCCAAAACAUUAUCCUGUUCACUCCCCUCAGCAGUGGUUAUUAUUUACAGUCGCAGUCAGACUUCAUAUGAGGGACAUGAAUGUGUGCCUCAAACUACUAUAAAAAUAAUCUAAUUAGAUUAAUUUACAGGGAACACUGUAAAUGUUUUAAAUUUGUCAGUGCGCCAUGAUUACUGUAAUUAUGAUGAUUGUAAUAGUUACCCUUUUAACUAUGCAGCCCUUUGUUGCCAGGAUUUAUGAAGCAGUGGAUACUCCUUUGAACUCAGAUUUCACGUCGUAAAACUAUGUCUGGCCACUUUAUUCUGAGCAUUUUAAUUUGUUCACAUUAUCUCUUGGCGUAAUGGCCACAGAUCGGGGACAGUUCAUAUUAAAGAAAGUGUGUUUUGAUUACAACAAAUAUGUAUUCAAAUGGUUCUAAGAAAGUGUUUUACUGUAACCAAACAGUUUUAGAUAUUCUUUGUUUCUUGUUUUGUUUUGUUUUUUAGUUAAAAAGGAAAUCUGUAUUGACCAGCAGUGGUUGAGUGAGAAGGGUUGAGUUGCCAGUGUUGGGAAUAAAGUAAUCGUGCCAUCUGGUACCCAUCACUGGGCCACAGCGACAUAAAGGACCGUUCGUGUUUGUGCUGUUGUGGUAUUUUUGGGCAGCUUUGUCAUAGCUACAUGCUGCUUCCCAGAAUCCAGUGAGGAUUACACUGCCUAAGAGGUAAUUAAAUUGCCACUGCCCUUGGUUUUAUUUGUAAUGAAAUGUGCAAACAAAACAAGAGGGAAAGAAAUGGAGGCUUUGUGCAAAACACUGACUGAUGGAUCGAAGCGAAUGCAGAUGCUACAUUUCAUUAUUGUGAACGUUUGUCCAGCUGGUGGAUCAGGACCUCCCUUGUGCAUUAAGUUCAGGGAGAUGUUCUUUCCUGUGAUUCUGGGGUAAGAGCAAGAUUGACAUGAACAGGCAGAGUUAAAGCUUGAAUUUUUCUUUGUUUUUUUCUGUAGCUUAGUCAUGGAUGACAAAGGUAAUCUGCGCCUUCAUUGAACCCAGAAGGAGCACUUAUGGUGUUAUCUUUCUAGGUUUGUACUCGAAACAGUGUUUUCUUUGCUUGUACGUGGUGACUAUAUGAUGUAAGCUCAAUAUUCUUGCUCAGUGUUCAGUCACUGGGGCACACCUAAGCCAUAUGCUAUGAUUAGAGGUAAAGGCAGGGUCAGGAGUGAAUACUUGAGGUCUCAAAGAAAAAGACAAAUGUUGCAUUUGCACCCCCAUACUAAUCCCAAAGCUCCUCCGUGUAACAUUUAUUUCUCCGAUGGAUAAGAGCUCACCCUCCAAUGCUGCAUUGCUCUCAUUGCUGAACUGUCUGCUAAUGUCUGCUAAUGUCUAUGUGCCUCGAUCUGUGUACACAUCACAUUGAAGCCACGUCUUUCACCUGCCCCGCUGGGCAUAAAUCACCUGCACAGCCAUGGUACACCCACACAGGUGCUGUCACUUUGCUUCUCUGCACCGUGUGAGCCUCUGCAGACCACGUUUGACUGACAUGCCCCCGACUGUACUGUUCACUUCUGUCGAGACAAAACGUACUCCCGCCAACCUGUAAUGAGCUCUAAUCUGCCAGAAUAACCGAGAACACCUGUGUGGGUGCACAGAGCCCUUAACUGUAAUUUGAGUUUUGCAUUUUUGUUUUUCUCCAGUCUUGUCUGUUUAGUUAGUGACAGCUCCAUUUACAACCGCCUUUCUGUAAUGUGCCUAAAUAUGGAGAGGAAGAGUAUUCAUCUUAAUUUUGCCUUUCAUAUGAAACAUAUUCAAGCCUGAAAAGUAAAUAAAAUACUUAUUACUUAUA